GGACAAAAACCACAGUGUUAUGGCAGUAAGGGAGAGAAGGAAAGAGAGAGCAGUGUGUAGAUAUAUACAGUAAAGGUUAAUUGGGCAGGUGAGCAGGUGAGGAACACGAGAAGGAGGCGGCUGGCUGCGGGGAAAAUUUGAUCCACAGACAGGUUGUAAACUCAAGCAUCCGUCGGCUCAUCCGCCCCGGUGUAUAUAAGACUGAGGCAGCUGUCACCGGGCACCACAAAGCCUUAUCUGCUGCUGCUUUGGACCCGGACGGAGAGGAAACCGAGCCAACAGCGGACCAACAUGUCGCUCACCUCCAUCCUUUCAGCUGAGGCCAUUGAAAAUGCUGUCAAGGACUGUCAAGCUCCGGACUCAUUCUGCUACAAAAAGUUCUUCCAGCUGUGUGGCCUGUCCUCAAAGACGCCCAAGGAAGUCAAAGAUGUCUUCCAGAUCCUCGAUGAGGAUAACAGCGGCUUCAUCGAGGAGUCUGAGCUCAAGUACUUCCUGCAGCGGUUUGUCCCCGGGGCGCGGACACUGACUGAGGCAGAAACCAAGAGCUUCAUCUCAGCAGCUGAUGAUGACAGCGAUGGCAGAAUUGGAGCAGAGGAAUUCCAGACUAUGGUCCUGUCCUGAGUUUUACACAUGAAAAGAUGAAAAAAGGUCUUCAGGUCCUCUCCUGACCUCUGGAGUCUCCUGAUCCCAGCUUCCAUUCCCAGGGAUUUCUUUUGUUUUCUACUAAAUUCUGUGUGCGCUAAUUGUUUUUAAAUGACCUUUUGUCCAUUUAAAGACGGCAGCCCUUUAAUUUGUCUUUCUACUGUGUUGGUACGUGUUUUCUUUUCUGUGCACACCUCACCUCUUUACAAUCAAUGAGAUGAAUAAACAUGUGGAAACAUA
Siniperca chuatsi (mandarin fish) is the source of this 882-nucleotide messenger RNA. RefSeq names its product parvalbumin 9 (gene pvalb9). Gene Ontology annotation, molecular function: calcium ion binding. Gene Ontology annotation, cellular component: cytoplasm; nucleus. The transcript has 5 exons. The coding region runs from base 292 to 621 and encodes 109 amino acids. The record is from RefSeq and is a predicted model, not a curated record. Lineage: Eukaryota; Metazoa; Chordata; Actinopteri; Centrarchiformes; Sinipercidae.